Molecule: messenger RNA, 2109 nt
Organism: Papilio polytes (common Mormon)
Lineage: Eukaryota; Metazoa; Arthropoda; Insecta; Lepidoptera; Papilionidae
Product: solute carrier family 12 member 8
Exons: 11
Coding region: 111-2072 (653 amino acids)
Biological process (GO): chloride ion homeostasis; potassium ion import across plasma membrane; chloride transmembrane transport
Cellular component (GO): membrane
Molecular function (GO): potassium:chloride symporter activity
Source: RefSeq, a predicted model, not a curated record
UAAACAUACGUUGACGUCAGAUUAGCAGAUUACCGCAAAAGUAGCUUUCAUUAUGUAUUUAUAAGAUAAACUAUUUUGAUAAUGGUUUUAUAAGUUGUUAUUUUUAUAAAAUGGAUCAAAGUAAUAACUCUAGACGAGAUUUAGACAUAGAUAGUUUUAGGAAUGAAGAACCUGGAUACGACCGUGCGCGUAUGCGAAGACAAUCUGGAGGCUUCGUUGACUUUGGAAAUGAGUCACAAUAUGGUACAGGUGGUCACCAAGCGUCUGGCGCUAACGAAAUUUUCGCUGAUAUACAGGGAGAUGUUCCUUGGUGGAAGUCAAAUUUCUUCAUAUCACAGCCAGUUCUUUUUGGAACUUGGGAUGGAGUAUUCACAUCAUGCCUUAUCAACAUUUUUGGUGUAAUUGUAUUUUUAAGAUCUGGCUGGAUUGUAGGCCAAGCUGGUUUAGUUAAUGGCAUAUUUAUAGUGAUAUUCACAGUCUUUGUAGCUCUGAUCUCAGUCCUUUCAGCGGUGGGUAUAUGUGAAAGAUGUAGAAUAGAAAGUGGAGGGGUGUAUUUUUUACUUGGACAUACUUUAGGCUCACGAAUGGGAGGAACACUAGGGAUGGUGUAUUGUUUUGGCCAAGCAGUUGGAUGUGCCCUUAAUGUAUUUGGUUUUGGUGAAUCAAUGGCCAAUUUAAUUGGUUCUGACAACACAUGGGCAGCUCGGGGCUUUGCCAUUGCUGCUGUACUUCUCUUAGGAGUAAUAAAUGUAGCUGGAGUUAAAUGGGUGAUAAAACUCCAGUUUGUUUUAUUACUUAUUAUCUUGUUAGCAGCUAUUGACUUCUUUGUUGGAUCUCUAACAACAGUUCCUACUGCAGAAUUUAAAGGCUGGUUGGGUGGUACAAUAGCUAACAAUACCUGGUCCAAUUAUCAAGAUGGCUACACAUGGUUCAAAUGUUUUGGUGUCUUCUUUCCCACAAUCACUGGCAUACUGGCAGGAAUUAACAUGAGUGGUGACUUGAAGAACCCAUCCGUUAACAUUCCUAAUGGUUCUUUAGCUGCCAUUAGCACUGGAACAUUUUUGUACUUGAUGUUUAUAAUCACAUUGGCAGCGACAGUAACAAGGGAGGCUCUGCUUAAAAACUUCUCAAUAACAGCAGAUAUAUCAGCUUUGACAGUUUUACUGCUGGCUGGGUUGUACGUCAGCUCUAUGAGUUCGUGCUUAGGUGCUAUGUACGGCACACCUAGAGUUCUACAGAGCAUUGCCAAUGAAAAAGUUAUACCUGGACUGGAUAUACUCGGACAUGGGCGGGGACCUAACAAGGUGCCAGUUUACUCAAUGGUGGUAGUGGCAGUUGUGACGGUGACAUUUAUCAUCAUCGGAGACAUCAACAAGCUGGCGCCCAUCGUCACUAUGCCUUUCCUCAUCACUUACGCUAGUAUUGAUUAUUCUUAUUUUGCCCUCGCCCAGACAUUUGAUCUGCAACAUAAACGUGAAAUGAGAUUCCAAGGCCACGCACAAAGAGACCCACAAGUCUAUGGAGCCACGGGAAGUGAUCUCGACCUCUUGUUUCCCGAAAGAAUACGACACAAAAACGUUGGCGAUUUCACUCCAUCUCCCAGCGACUCGGCAAUAAUGAAUGGGCGCAUGGCCAACGGCGACGGCGUGCGUCGCCCCAGCGUCAGUGUACACUCGAAGAAUAAAAAUUGGUAUUCACAUCUUUGCAACAGAUGGCUAUCCCUUGCUGGUGUGGCGGUGAAGUUGUCGCUGAUGGUGCUGGUGCACUGGGCGUACGCGCUGGGCUGCCUGACCAUCCUGUGGCUGCUGUGGCUGUACAUCGGCGCUGCCAACCCCGCCGUCAAGCCAGGCCGCGCUUCGGAAUUCAGAUUCUUCCACUGGCUCAAGAUAUCAUUCUUACAAGCUAUCGGCAAGCGACCUCUGGAGUAUGAGCAGUUGGUGGUGACUCCGGUGCACGGCGACAUAUCCGUGGAGCAGGAGCGGCUGAACGACGACAACGAGGACUUUGCGUCGCGCCGCCGCUACCACCAGUCUACCGCGCUGCAGACACAUCUCGUCAGCGUCGACACAUAACUGGCAUCAACGAAUACAGACAUAAAAGAAAAAAAAG